Molecule: messenger RNA, 966 nt
Organism: Chelmon rostratus (copperband butterflyfish)
Lineage: Eukaryota; Metazoa; Chordata; Actinopteri; Chaetodontiformes; Chaetodontidae
Product: homeobox protein DBX1-B-like
Exons: 4
Coding region: 1-966 (321 amino acids)
Biological process (GO): cell differentiation in spinal cord; regulation of transcription by RNA polymerase II
Molecular function (GO): DNA-binding transcription factor activity, RNA polymerase II-specific; DNA binding
Source: RefSeq, a predicted model, not a curated record
AUGAUGUUUCCCUGCAGCGCUCUGCCGCCUCCUCUCUACCCGGGCUUACUGCGUUCCCCUGCGGCUCUCUCCUCUCCUCUGACCCGGUCACUCCCCUCAGGCUUCCUCGUAGAAGAUCUUCUCCGAUUAAGCCAGCCCGUCAGCUACAUCCAUCGGACUUUCACUUCCAGAAGCCCUGGGGACAUUCUGCCGCUGAGCCCGGGGCAGAGCGCUUCUCCCCGGGCGUUGGGACCCAGCACAGAGCGGCCUGUGCUGCAGAGCUCCAGCCACCCGAGCUACAGCAGCCCCGGCUCUCCGCAGACUGUCUGCACGGACUCCGGGUACCUCAAGUUCGGCGUCAGUGCGAUACUGGCACCGUCCACACGGAGCGUCCAGAGUUUCCAGACCAAGUCCUUCCCUUUGCCUUUCUUUGACGGAAGCCUCCAUCCUUUCAUCAGAGCUUCCUAUUUCACAGCUUCCUCCUCUGUGGUUCCCAUCCCAGGAACGUUUUCAUGGCCCCUGGCCCCCAGAGGGAAGCCCAGGAGGGGCAUGCUGCGGCGGGCUGUGUUCUCAGACCUCCAGAGGAAGGCCCUGGAGAGAACUUUCCAGAAGCAGAAAUACAUCAGUAAACCAGAUCGGAAGAAACUUGCCAGUAAACUGGGCCUUAAAGACUCCCAGGUGAAGAUCUGGUUUCAGAACCGCAGGAUGAAAUGGAGGAACUCAAAGGAGAGGGAGCUGCUAUCGACCGGCGGAUGUCGCCAGCAGACCCUCCCCACCAAAACCAACCCCCACCCAGACCUUACCGAUGUAGGCAGCACCUACUGCCACAGGCUGGACAGGACUGCACCCACCAGCCAAGUACAGCUGGACAGCCAGGAGUCACAUCUUCACCACCAUCAUCAUCAUCACAGCCCUUCGUCUCCGUCAGAGUCCAGCAAACAGUCAGAGCUGUCAGAGUCCGACAGUGAAGAAAUCACAGUUUCAUAA